AUGUUUGAAACAAUAAUAGCUUCAUUUAUUAAGCGUUAUGUCUCACGCUAUAUUGAUAUUAAUGCCGAUCAAUUAUCUGCCCAACUUCUAUACAAACAACAAAUUAUUAUUGAAAAUUUGACUUUAAACAAAACAACGAUUAAUGAAGACAUUCAAACAAUACUUAAAUUACCAAUAAAAAUCGAAUUAAUUAAUAUCAGUAAAAUUGAAUGUUCAUUUGCAUGGAGUUCAUUGUUUUUUCGUUCGUCAUCAGCCGCAUUAAUUGUUAAAAUUGAAUGUAUUCAUGUAGUUAUCACAGAAAAUGAAGAUGAUUUAUCAACUGAUAUUGUAGAAGAAAAUAAUCAAAUAAAAAAACGUAAUCAACUUGAUUUAAUUGAACAACAAUUAGAAAAAGAAUUGGAAUGUUUUGGUGAAGUUAAAUCAUCAAGAUGGAAUGUUCAACGAUUAUUUAUUUCAUUUUUUGAAAAACUAAAAAUUGAAAUUGUUGAUAUUCAUAUAAGUUACAAAAGUUCUAAACUUUAUACAAUAGGAUUAACGUGUGAUUCAAUUCAAAUUUCAAAUGAAUCAUCGAACGAAACAAUAAGUCGACAAGUAUUUCAAAUAGUCAAUCCUGCUUUUUAUAUUGACAUUAAUAAUUCUUCAACACAUUCCUAUAUUAUUUCACCAUCAAGUUUAAUAGAAAUUUAUCUCAUACAUAAUCAUUUUCUAGUUAAUCAAAAAGAAUAUUGCUAUGAAUUUGAAUGUUCAUUAAAUAAUUUGAAUAUAAGAUGUAAUAAUGAACAAAUUCGUAUUCUAGCUGAUAUUAUUCGACGUGUUCAACAUAGAAGUCUUCAUCAAAUGUUAAUCUCAGAUCCGAGUAGGCCUCGUUCGAAGAUUUCUAAGCAAACAGCUAAAGCUUGGUGGCAUUAUAUUAUUUUGGCCGUUCUUCGAACACAAAUUGAUUUGAAAAAUCUGACUAUAAAUUUUUGGUUUGAUCGUCUUUUGUUAAUACAUCGAUUACAUCAAUUAAAGACUUAUAAACGUUUAUAUCGAGCUUAUCUUGAUAAAAAAUAUGGCAAAUAUUCGAAUUUUUCUUCUGAAGAUGAAUUAAUAAUGAAUAAUAUUGAAGUAGAACUUGAUAUAAAACAUCUUAUAAUCAUACGUCGUUCGAUCUUUCAAACCCGAAUUAACGAACAAUUAAAUGAAAAAAAAGAAGCAGUUGGAUGGUAUUCGAAUUAUGCUAAAUGGGUAACAACAAAAGUGAUUGAUUUAUGGGAACGAAUGUUAACUUCAGAGAAUAUAAAUACUAGUUUAAACGAAAAUGAUAUCAAACUUCAAGAACAAGUUAAUACAUUCAUUGCAGAAUCAAUCAAAGAUGAAGAUUUAUUGGAAAGUUGUCAUAAUUCUCUGAUUUUUCAUUUUAAGUUUACACUUAAAUCAGUAUAUAUCGAUAUUUUAUCAUCAAACAAUAAUAUUCUCUUCAAUUUUUAUCUGAAAAAUUUAUCCUUAAUGACUGAAUUUCGAUUGCGUCAUCAAUCUAUAGUUGCUUCUCUUCAUCUUGAAGAUUUAUCUAUGCAUGAUCAAGGACAAACAGAUAAGUUUUCAACAAUUAUAUGCUCAAAAGAAAGAUCACAGCAAGAAAAAUCAAAACGAGUACCUGUUUUUCAACUCAUAUUUGAGAAGAAAGCAAAAUCAAAAAGUUUAAAACAAUCUUCAUAUUCGAUCGACAUUCGUAGUUGUGGUCUCUGCAUAGUUUUUUGUCCAGAAUCUGUUGAACGAUUAUAUCAUUUUUAUCUUUCGGCUUUUGGUCAAUUUCCUCGAUCAUUGUCAUCAUCUUUUCAUAACUGGAAACAGAUUAAAAACUAUGUAGUUAACAAUUUGAUGUUAACAUUCGAAUCAAUCAUGCCUACACAUAUUACUAAUAGUAAUAAAGUGAAGACGUUUCAUCUACAAAAUUUCGGGCGAAAUCGACAUCGAGAGAAGAAAAUAUUUUAUAUUUAUGUAGAUAUAGGUGCUCCAAAAAUAAUUAUUCCUUUACCAUCACAUGAUGCAUUAGUAGUUGAUUUAGGUUGUUUGACAUUGAACAAUGACACUAAGAGCAAAAGCGAUACUCUAACAUUCUUACCAAACACUAUAUUUGCUCAACAACAAGUUGAAGAGAAUGAUGAUGAAGCAUUUUUGACACCUGAUAGUUCUCCUGAGGCAAUUGAUAAUCCAUUAGAAGAGGAAACUACAUUUUAUUCAAUUAAUGUAAUUUCAACAGAUCAAACUGAUAAUCAUGUUGAAUAUUCGUCUUUUACGCUCUCGAUUCGCGAUGUACAAGUUGGAUAUUCAAUGGAUUCUUCACCGAUGCUAGAAAAAUUUACUAUUUAUUUUAUUAUUAAACAUCCUAUAAAUCAUUUAUGGCCAUUGGUCAACAUUUCAGGUUCAUUGCAAAAGAUUAUUGUUCAUUUGGAUUCACAAAAAAUUCAAAAUCUCUCUUGUAUUAUAAAUCCUUGGAUUAUAUUUAUUGACAAUUUUGUCACUAAAUCGCAUUAUCAAUUAAAUAUUUUGCCUGUGUUUAACUUUCGUUUAGAUGAAAUAAAUGUUCUAUUAAAUGAUGAUUCUCAAGAUCUCUGUCAUAUUCGCAUACAAAAUAUUGAUCUAUCAUUAAUUAAUAAUAAUUAUUCGAAAAUUUUAACUUUUAUUUUACAAACUUUAACGAUAUUCGAUUGUAUGCAACGAGUUGGAAAGGACUAUCAAAUCUUAUUAAAAACAAACCAAGUUUCAAAUGUAAAUGAACCUUUUAUCUGUGCUAAUAUUAAUUUCUUAAUAAAAUCUCAAAUUUCUGAAAGUAAUUCAAUAAUUGAUAUCAAUGCAGACAAACUUGAUUUUGUUUUUAAUCCGAAGACAAUUUGUACAUUAGUCAACUUUUUAUUGAAUCUCAAUCUUUUUUCUUGGAAUCGAACAAUAUUAAAAAGUAUGAGCAAUUUGGGAAAUCCUACAAGCUGUAAAAUAAAUGGUAAGUUGCGAGAAAUUAAUGUUCUCUUUAUUAGUAUAUUACCAAACAUAUUAUCAACUGAUGUUCAUGUCAAUAAUAUCUUUUUGAACAUCUUAUUAAACCCAUUUUCAACAUUUGAAGUAACUCUUAGUGAUGUAAAAAUCUUUAAUAUUUUGAAUAAUUCACAACAAUCUUCUAGUAUUUUGAUUACGGAUGAUGAACAAAUGAAUCUUAUUGUGGAUCUAAGCAAUCAUUUAAUCAACAAUGAAUUAUCACAAAAUACACCGUUACAUUUAUUGUUGAUAAAAACAAAGGACAACAAUUAUAAUUUAUCGAUUAAAAUAACUUCUAUUUUUUAUUUUUAUUCACGUAAAAUGAUCUAUAGUAUUCAACAAAUUCUUGAUUAUAUAACUCAACAUUGUCACUUGAUGGCAAAACAAGAAGCUAAAAGAGAAAAUCAAAUCAUAUGGCUACUUAAUUAUUUUACUCGUUUAGUAAAAAUUCCUAAUAAUUCAAUAAUAUGUUCACCUCAAUAUACUUUGAAUAUUGAUCUUCAUACGUUGACAGUUAUUUUUCCUAUGAAUAUUGUUGUACAACUCAAUCGAACUCAUAUAAGAAAUGGUCAUGAUCACUUAUCAGAUUAUGAAAUUAAUAUUGAUCGAAUAGAUUUAUUUUCGAUGAAUUUUAAUGAUGAAACUCGAUCGGAGAUUAAAAAGAAUCAUAUUCAUCUCUCACAACAUUUAUUUUUGCAGUUCUUAGAAAAUAUUUCCAUGUCUUUCAACCUUCAAUUAUCUGAUUCAUCGAUAAAGAUCGAUUCAAAAGUAAUUUCUUCACUUCGAAUAUUUCUUAGUCCGAAUCGAAUAAAAUAUAUAGAAGAAAUUCUAAAAACAACAUCCAUUCAUAAUACAACAUUAUUAUCUAAAUUCGUUUUUCAUUUAAAAUCAUUCCAAAUGAUUGUUAUCUUUCAAACGGAUCGUAAUUAUGAGUUAAUUACAAUAUGUGAAGCAAUUUUAGAUCAAUGUCAAAUAUUAUAUGAAAAAGAUUAUCCUUACAAUAAGAAAAUUACUCUUCAAUUCAAUUCUCUUCAAAUUAAAGAUCGUUUAACAAAUAUUGAAGAAUCUCUUAUUGUAUUAAAAUUUCCAUCAUCUAUUCAACUAAAUAUGUGUCAGAUCGAUAAUCGACAUAAACAACUCAAUGUCAAUUUGAGAAAAAUUGAUAUCAAAUUUGUCAAACUAACAUGGAGAAUUCUGUCAGAAAUUAUCGAAAUAUUAUAUAAUGAAAUUUAUCCAUUAAAAAUUACAGAGAUUCAAGAGAAGAAAAAUCAAAUAAUGUCCAUCGGUGAUGAUUCAUUGAAAAUCUCAAUCAAUAUUGAAUCUAUCUCGUGUAUUUUUCAAGAUAAUAUAGUGUUGCUUAUGAACAUCAAUCUUCAAAAUUUUAUCUUACAAAUUCAGAUUUAUUCAAAACAAUCAAUAGUAUCAUUGACUAUCAAUGGUCAACUUGCUUUUAUUUCUAUACAUGAUCUGUUAACUAUUAAUCAAUUAUAUAAUGAACGACUUCGUACAACUGGUACAAAUGCAAUUAUCUUCACUUUUACUACAGGAGAAAAUUUUUCAGAAAUUCUAGAUACUGAUCUUUCAAGUCGUUCUCAAUUACAUUUACAAAUGGCAUCAAUUCAAUACAUUCAUACCCAACGUUUUCUUCUUAGUCUUAUUGAUUUUUUUAAUCGUUUUCGACAGAAUGAAUAUUUCUAUAAUCGAUUCCAGACGUUAAUUAUCAAACCAAUCAUUUCGAAUACAAUUAGAAAUUUGAAUGGAAUUCUUUGGAAUACUGAAAUUGAAAAUAUGAUUCUUAUAUUACCCGAAGAUGUACUAAAAAAAUCAGUUCUCAUUUUUCAACUAGAAUAUAUUAAUUUCAAUAAUAAUUUUCUCUUUAAAAAAAAAUCGAAUAUAUUAAGUAGUUUGAAAGAACAAACAAAAAACCUAUCUAACAAAUUUUCUUCACUCGAUUUUAUCUCAAUAGAAAUAAAAAAUAUUGAAUUUUAUUCAACAUACUACUGUUUAUUCAAUGAAAGAUCUUUAAUAUCUAUUCGUUUUUCUAAUUUUGGAUUUAGUCAUAUGCAGAAUGAACUUUCAUCUAUGGUUCGCCAACAAUUUCAUUUAAACAUUAAAAUAGAACAUAAUUUUGACAAAUCAGUUAAUAAUACAUCACCAACGUAUAGCAUAAAAAUAAAUCUCUCAUCUAUUGAUAUUCUCUUAGAUUUAAAUCAAUAUCGUCUCAUACAAAAUAUAAUUGCUUCUAAUAUCAAUGAAGAAUCUAUUAUUAUGAUAAACAAUCUAUUUAACUCUUUAUUAAAAGGAAAAAACGAUGUUUAUACUGAUUUUGUUGUUAUUAUUGAAAUUGAUCAUGUUGGAUUGGAAAUAUUUCUACUCGAUAUUAAUUUUUUAUCGUCCAGUCAUCGUCGAUCGUUAGGUUAUUCAGCCUUAAAAAAUCUUUAUAUUUCAUUCGAUCAAUAUUUCAAUGGAAAUCAAUUCUUACAUCUUUUGUCUUCUGCAAUUCAACUUAUUAAUACACAAGUUCCAAAUGGAAAUAUGAUUAUUUCAUUAUCAAUGCCAUCAAAUUCUAAUCAAAUAGAAAUUCAUCUAUCAAAAACAAAACUUACUAACGAAUGUACAAUAACACUGAAUUGUGUUCGUUUUCUAUUAGUUACUGAUUGGUUACUUAAACUCAAUGAAUUUCUAAAUUCACUCUGUGAACAUCAGUAUACAAUUAAUAGUAGUUUAUCAAUCCUAUCGUUUGAAAUUAAACUUAAUUUAAAUCGAUUCGAACUUGUAUUUGUUUCAAAUAUAAAAGAUCCAUAUACAAGUGCACUCGUUUAUUCUAGUACAAUGUUUGUUAACUAUAAAAAAGGAAUUCAACCAGUAGAAUGUUCAAUAAUUGAUUUAACAUUUUUUACAUGUCAAAUUGGAUGUAUUGAUGAGACAACAAUUUCCAUCAUUGAACCCAUUGAUUGUUCUUUUGUUCUUCAUACAUCAAAUGAGAUACUUAAUGAACAAACAUGUGAACUUAAUAUUCCCAUAUUAAACAUUCGUAUUUCAUAUUCAAAUAUUAAAAUGAUAUUAUCUUUGUUUAAUUCAAUAUUUAAACAAAUAUCUCAAGCAAAAAGUCAAAAAUUUUUAUUAACAUAUUUUAAAAGAAUUAUUACAUCACCGUUAAAAAAUGAUCAAUCAUCAGAAGAAAAUGCAUUUCUAAAUAUAAAAUUUUUAAAAUUAAUAUGUGAUGAAAUAUGUUUAUGUCUUAUUGAUGAUUGUUUCGAUGUAAAUAUUCCUUUAUUAAAUAUUAAUUUAAAACCUUUUAAUUUAAAAACAAUAGAAAAUAGUCAUUCAUAUCGUACAGUUCAAAGUGAUUUUCAAUUAAAUAUUUCAUAUUAUAAUCGUUUUCAAUCCGGAUUUGAACCAUUAAUUGAAACAUGUCAAUUACAAAUGACUUUGAGCAGAUCAUUGUCGGCCGUUUCAUUAUUUAUUUCUUCGAAUGAAAUACUUAAUUUAAAUUUUACAAAAGCAAUGUAUCGUUUAUAUAAUACAAUUAAAACAAAUUGGUUAACGGAUUAUCAAAAUUCCAAGAAUGAUAUUGGAACGAAUACAUCGAAAAAAGAAAUCGGUUUUCGUUGUGUAAAACCAUUUGAUUCAUAUUGUUUUAAGAAUUUAACUGGAAUUCGAAUAAAAUUUCGCACUUGGAUAACGGCUGAACAACAAUUUUCAAUUCAUGAAAAUAUUGUUGAUGAUAAUCAAACGAUUUCAUUUUGUUUUUCUACUCGUUCGUCUCAAUUAAGCAACAAUAUAAAUCAACAUCGUCAAGUGAGAGCACGAACAAAUUCAGUUGUUACUUCUUUAUUUCAAACUGAUCAUCGUCUAUUAAUUUCAAUCGAUGGUUGGAAAUGUUUACAAUCAAUAUCAAUUGAUCAUGUCGGUAAAUUUUUUCGAUUAGCCAUUCCAUCCGAUAAUAAUCAAUUAUUUAAGCCGAUUCUCAUUUUUAUCGACAUCACUAUGACAGAUAGUUCAAUACGUUUGAUUACAGUAAGAUCCCCUAUCGAAAUACGAAAUCAACUAUUGACAUCAAUCGAUAUUCGAUUUAAAUGUAAUUUCGAUUUAUCGCACGAGUUUUGUUUAGAACCAAAUGAAAUUCGAUCAUUACCCAUACAAUUCUGUUCAAUACUCAAACAAAUUCAAGUUCGACCCGCUAAUUUUGCUCUUGACUAUUGUGAUGAUCCUAUCAAUUGGUUUGAGAUUGAAAAUGAAAAUAUGUCAGAUGCACAAAGCGCUAAUAAUAGUACUAGAAAAUCUUCUGCAUCAGAAGAAAAUACAAUAAGUCGUCAAUCAUUUCUUCGUACAUGUUCAUUCAAUGGAAAAGAAGCCGUUUAUUAUGUAUGUUUCCAAUCAAAACAAACUUCUCUUUUAACCUAUCAAGAUCAUACACUUUCGCUCUAUCAGUUAUCUAUUUUUCCACCGUUAACAAUUUGUAAUUUACUUCCAUGUACAUUAACUUUUGAAAUAUCAUCUUAUCCGCAAAAAUUUGAACUCAAUGCGUAUAAAUUUCAUCGAGAUCAUACAUUAAAUAUUCUUCAAGCCAUAGAUAUUGUCUUUGCUACUAAUAUCUAUCGUAUGAAUAAACCAAUAUGUUUAUCAUCAAUAAAUGAUCUUCAUCGUAUGAAAUAUACUCAUCAACGUGUUAUCUUCUAUGAUAAUAAUCAACGAGAAUUAAUUGUCGAUAUUACCAUUGUAUGUGUCAUUAAACAUCGUCUAAAACUUUUCGUAUCUGUUCCCUAUGUCUUAUUAAAUAAGAGUGACGUAAAUUCAAGAAUUGAAGCAGCUGGACAAAAUAAAGAAGAUGAAAUAGCGUUAAAUCGAGAACCACUUCUUUUUUCAUUCAAUGAUUCAAAUCGUAAUAAUGCAUGUAUAAUGAGAGUAGGUACAGGUUUACAUCUUCAUCAAGAUGGACGUCCUCAAUGGUCACAACGAUUCAAUUUAGAGCAUGGUUCAACUUAUCGGCAAUUAAAAGUACGUUCAUCACGUAAUUCAUCCGAUUGGAAUUAUUCUAUUAGUAUUGAUGUUCAUUUCGGAAAUGGUCAUAUGAAAAAAACAAAAUUUAUUUUUUUCAAUGCACGUUAUAUUAUUUGUAAUCAAAGUUUAUACGAUUUAUUGAUUAGACAACAACACAUACCAGAUGAUGAUUCUAAUUGGCUUCAUGUGUCAAGACAUGCAACUGUUGCUUAUCAUUGGCCACGUACCGAUAUUGAACAAUUACUAUGCGUACGAGUUAUAGAUGAUAAUCAAUUUCAAUUGGUUCAUUGUUCGGGCGGUUUUCAAAUAGAUUGUAUUAAUGCAUUUCAUAUAAAUAUGAGAUAUAAUAAUGGUCAAUGUUUAAUACUUCGAGUACAAAUUAUCGAACGAAAUGGUACUUAUUUUGUUGUAUUUAUGGAUUCGAACCAAAUGCCAGCUCCAUUUCGUAUAUAUAAUCGAUCUGAUGUACCAAUUCAAUUCUAUCAAACAGAAAUUCGAGAAGAUCUAAACCAUUUGCGCACAAUGAUUCUACCACAUCAAUCACUCGAUUAUGCUUGGGAUGAACCAACAUUUAAGCCGACGAUUACUUGUUCGAUCACAGAUGGUACUAAGGCAACCUAUGAUCUUCUUAAACUUGGUUCUGCCGAUGAUUUACACUAUCAAAAUUAUAUAUAUCUCGCUGUUCAAGAAACAUUUGAUGGUGAAGAUCUUAUAGAACUAUUAUCGACAACAAAUAAGACUUACAAUACAUCACAUUAUUCAUCUCAACAGCUCGUCAUUGAAUAUAUCGAUGGUCGAUUGUUACUAUCAAAACUUGAGGAAAAUAAACGUUCACAAUUAUGGCAGAUGACAAGUAAUGGCCUAUUGAUUCAUGUUGGAUCGUCAUCACUUCAAGAGUCGAACACGAAGAAAGAAUAUUUCGAUGAUAUUCGACAAGCAUUUGUCUUAGAUAUUAAAGAUUCGAUUGAUAAUAUUUUGAGCAAUCUAAUGACACGUUUUACUCCAUUGAUAGUGAGACGUUACGAUCCUAAACGAUCCUUUACACAAACUUGGCAGUUUCUCGAUAAUGUUUAUUUGUGUAUGGCAAAUACACAGAUGUGUGUUCAAGUCUUUGGUGAAUUAAAGGAAAAUAGUGAUGUAGUUCUUGGACCGAUUAUUGAGAAUAAAAAUCCGUUACCUUCAGUAACUAUGCACAUUCGUUCUCAUCAACGUUAUAAAGGUUCUGGUGUCUUAUAUACCCGUAUAAUUGCAGAUGGACCCACAAAUGUGCUCGAAAUAGAUCAUAUAAAAACAACUGAUUUACCAACCAUAACUACUAGUUUAUCACCAUCAUCAACUGUUUAUCAUUUGGAUCUUCAUUUUCCAGCUGGUGUUGGCGUAUCUAUUGUAGGAUCUAUCGGUCAUGAAUCGGAAGAACUUCUUUAUGUCCUUGUUAACAAUGUUCAUGUCGAGUAUAAUGAUAAAGAUCAUGAAAAAUCAAUUGAAGCAACAAUCGAUACUCUCAUUAUUUCGAAUCAACUUUUGAUGACAACAAUACCAUGCUUCCUCUAUGCAACUUGUACCAGAGAUACAUCAGUUCAAUCAGCUAUUCGUUUACAAGUAAAUUGGCAAAAAUUCAAUGCUAAUUUCAUUCUUCGUAUCAUUCGUUGUCUUCGUAUCGACCUCAAUUCAAUCACAAUUCAACUCGAUGAACUUCUUUUGUGGAAAUUAAUUGAUUUUUUUGAUAUUGAAAUCUCAUCGUUAUCUGCAUUACUAUUUAGAGCUGGUGGCAUUGGUAAUAGUUCCAAUUCUGAUCGUAAAAUUAAUCUAAAUGUAAAUGAUUACGAUACAGAACGAAUUCUAUCAUUAUUGACAUCAACACAUGCUACUCGAAUCUAUUUUAAUAAACUUUAUUUAUCACCUAUCAAUCUCAAGUUAAGUGUGUAUUGUAUUCAUUCAAAACGAUCGCUUCCAAUGCAUUUAUUGGCUAUUAAACGACGUGCAUCAUUUCCUCUUGUUUCUUUUGAAAAUGCUGAAAUACAUUUAAGAGCUUACGAACAAACACAUAUUUCUAAUACGUACGAUUUUUUUCUGUUCUCAAUAAUGACACACUAUGUUAAUGUUUGUACACGACAAAUACUGAAAAUUGUAGGUAGUGUCGAUUUUCUUGGAAAUCCACUUGGAUUAAUUCAUGAUGUGAGCAAUGGUUUAACUUGUCUUGUUGAUCAAGGUAGUGUUCACUAUCACAUGUUAUUGGGUAAACUUGUUUCGGAUAAUGAACUUGAUAGUCGACGACAAACUACAGUAGACCAUCGUCGAGGUUCAACACUCGGUAAUGUUAUUCGUCAUGGAAGAGCUAGUUUAGCUGCUGGAUUUUAUGGUGGAUUGACAUCAAUUAUUAAACAACCAUAUAAAGGUGUUGUUGAAGAAGGUGUUCCUAGACUUGUUAAAGGUUUUGCGAAAGGUAUUGUUGGAACAGUAAGUAAACCUAUGAUUAGUAUACUUGAUUUUACAAAUGAAAUGGCAACAGCUAUCAAAGAAGGUUCACGUUCACCGAAUAUAAUUCUACAUAGUCGUACAAGACCAACACGAUGGCCAUCAAAUAGUUUAGGUCUACUUCAAUCAUAUUCGAUAUUCGAUUUUUGA
This is a messenger RNA of Rotaria sp. Silwood2, 10641 nucleotides long. NCBI's taxonomy places the organism in Eukaryota, Metazoa, Rotifera, Eurotatoria, Philodinida, Philodinidae. The record is from the annotation of a GenBank genome assembly.